Molecule: messenger RNA, 4349 nt
Organism: Drosophila subobscura
Lineage: Eukaryota; Metazoa; Arthropoda; Insecta; Diptera; Drosophilidae
Exons: 11
Coding region: 1540-3948 (802 amino acids)
Molecular function (GO): carbohydrate binding
Source: RefSeq, a predicted model, not a curated record
GUCCAGCAUCGUAGGGCCCCGCAAACGGUGCAGACCGCAAUCAAUUGCAAUCCCAAAGAGGCGUACACCGUCGACCGAACUCGCAAUAUUAUUGAGAAUCAAAGUUACUCGCGGAGCCAACGAGACUGAUCCGAGAACGCACACAUGAACGGAAUAGAACGAUUAAUUGUAGUUACCUCCAAACUAAACUCUUACCUAGCUUGGUGAACAUUGCAACGCGAUUAAUUUUCUCCAAUUAAGCCAAAUUCACACCAUCAUGUUUCGACAAACCACUCCAGUGUGCAUCGCGGCAUAGUGAAAAUGAAAAAGUAUUCCAGUCAGUGAGAUAAAUAAUGUAAUCAUUUCCCAUGUGUAAUUAAUAAAACAGAAUACAAUAACAGCCUGUGGAAAAAAAAUGUUUAUGAAAUCCGACACAUCCACAAUAGCUAUCAACGAAGCUUAUCAACAAAUCUACAAGCAAACAAAAAUGUGAAAAUUGCCACUGGAAUAACUUUUCUCAAAUAACUACAAACGAACUAAGUCUGUGUCGCGGCUAGUUUCCUUGGCGGCGACUAUUCGAAUUGGGGGGCAACUUGAGUUACCCUUUAAACGUGCCAGCCGAGCAGCUUUGCUGAAAUAGUCCGUGAAAAAUAUAAGCAGAAAUUGUCCUGAGCGAAAAUAAAAGUGAGUCAAGCUAAGGAGAAGUUCUCGAGACUGUGUAAAUAACUUGCGUCGACUUGUUUAGCAGUAUUCAAACAGAAUCGUAGGCCCAGCAAACAGCGAAUCUGCAAAUCCGCUAAAGUGAUUGAAAAUGCCAUGACGGGAUUGGAUUUUGCACUUGCGAAUUUUGGCCCUUAAAUGCGACAGUUUGACAGUGAAGUGAAGGAAAAUGAGUCUAGUGUGUUCUUUGGAAUAAAUUCAAUUAAAAUAUUUUGAUUGCGAACAGCAGAAUCUGGGAAAUGCGGAUAAUCUUUUACCCUCUUUUGGAUUACCCUUACAAGAGAACUGUGAAUGGUAUAGCCGGACUCUUUCACCAAACAUGCGAAUAGAAGGCUGAAUGAAGGCUGACUAAAUGAAUGCUCAACGACUCAUAAAGAGCCUAACAGAAGCAGCAUGUCUCCCCAAUUGCCCUGAAUUGAGGGAAAAAAUAUGCAUAUAACUUUCGUUGUGUUUGAACAACAAUUACUCAGUCGCCGUGGGAGUAGCUUUGAGACCAAGCUGUAGUGUACUGGGAAGACCACAACUUGUCACAGCCUGACACGCUUGUUUAGGCUCCUUGAUAAAAUAAAAUCUUUAUAUUCCGCACCGCAAUUGUGGGCUGGUACUGGGUAGCGAAGCGUAAGGAAAUCACUGCCAAGGAGGACGGCAAUUGCAGGAGCAGAGCCCAUUCGAGCAGAAGCCUCAACCCACGUCUAAUUGCGACUGCGUAGACCAUAGCGAACCGGGAAUAAACGGAAAAAUCGCACUGCGAGUAGGAGUAAUAGAGGAACCCCUUGCCUGACUAGAGCAUUUAGAGCCGUCUCGCUGGCCAUUUCUGUGCCCCUCGGCGGCAGCUUUGAGAUGGAGCCGCGCCAGAGCUGGAGGCGGCACCGCUCUCGCACCAGCUCCGGCCCCGUGCAUCUUGGCGCAUCACUUCUUGCGUUGGCCUUGGUGUGGUUCCACUCCCCCAGCCCCGUGCUCUGUGGCGAGAAGCUAGCGCUACUCUCAGCCACGCUGCGCACAUAUCAGAAGGCGUCGUGUGACUCGGACCAGGUGGCCAUUGCCUGCCCACGAGGCACCAGCAUUUCAAUUGAAUUUGCCCAGUACAACAAGUUCGUGGCGAAAGAUGGCUAUACCAUUGAGGAGCUGUGUCCCAUUUCUGGAGCCGCCGCCUCCGAGAUUCGUGGCAAGGCAAGGCACCUGCUCCGGGGAUCCAUCUUUGGCUCAUCCUCACAGAAAGUUCCUGCCAAUCGCUACGUAAACGGCGGCUAUGGCGGCUAUGGUUACGGAAUGGUCAUGGCCGUGCCGUCCGCACUGGAUGCGCUCACCAGCACUGGGACAAGUGCGAGUGCAAGUGCAAGUGGCUCUGAGCUGGAGCACUCCAGGAGCACUGUCAACUCUGCAAAUCCCGGCAAGUCCUCCACUGGAGGCGAGCUGCCAAGCCCCGCUGAUACGGGUGAUGAUUCGCCAGAAAAUUGCAUGUGGCCGAAUGCUCUGCAGUACUCCCUGCUCCAGACGGUGGUCGAGGCAUGCCAAAAGAAGAAGCACUGCAAGUUUCACGGAUCCCCGCAGUUCUACGGACUGGGAGCCAGCGGAGUGGGCGACUCGUCCGGCACCAGCAGCUAUCACAGCAGCACGGCCAGCUCCAAUGCAAUCAGCAACGACCCCUGCCCCAAGCGUCGCAAAAUCGUCGAAGUCGCCUACAAAUGCCGCCCAUAUGAGUUCCGCAGCAAAGUUGCCUGCCACAACGACGUUGCCCAGCUGGAGUGCAACCCGUACUCUCGCAUAGCAGUGUACAGCGCCAGUUUCGGGAGGACCGAGUACGAGAGCAUCCAGUGCCCCCAGCCGCAGGGGGUUCGCGAGGAAACGUGCCUCGCCUCAUACGCGACAGAGACCGUCAUGCAAAUUUGCCACGGACGACGACGAUGCAAUCUGGCAGCUGACGCGAAUACCUUCGGUACUCCGUGCCAGCCCAACUCGCGAAUGUAUCUGAAGGUUGUUUACACAUGUGUGCCAAAGCAAGUGCUCAAGGAGAGCAACGACUCUGAGGUCGAGCCGGACGAGUCCGACGACUUUGAAGGCGACAUCAACGACCUCUACGAUGACGAGCUGAUCUACAAGGAGUCGGAGGCGAUACCAAAGCUGUACGGCAAUACCACAGCACUCGGCAGGCGCAACAGCACCACCGGGUCUGGGCCUGGACCUGGGCCUGGGAAUGGACCAGGAACCAGUACUAAUCCUGCUGCCAACCAGACCAUGACGAACGGCACCCUGGUCGCAGAUGUGGAUGGCAGUGGCGUGAACCCUGUAAUGACACACAGUGCCGACUUGAGUCUAGAGGAUGACCAGGAGCGGCUGUACUUUUACCUGCUUAUCAUUGGGUCUCUUGGGGUGCUCUUCUGCAUCGUUAUCGUUGCCACUAGACUCGUGUUGCAGAAGCGCCGGGGCCUAGGCCUUGCAACCAACACGCACUCCAACUCUUCGAGCAAAGGAGGCGGCGGCGGUGGCGCAGGAGGCCUUGUCGAAGAGACGACAAUCCCGAGCGGCUUUAACGACACCAUCUCCGAAAUAGAUGCAGACAUCGACCUGAGUACCCCAAUACCUGUGCCAAGUGUGUCCAAGAACGAGAACUAUUUGACCUACGCGCCGGCCAGCAGCUUGUAUGCCAGCCUCGGUCCUGGCUCUGGGCCUGCCACUGGGUUGAUAGCAAAUCCCCUCCUGGUGGGAGCGCGGCAGUCGCCCGACCUCAUCGGCAUAUCCCCAAGCACCUUCGGGGCGACGAGCAGCGCCAGCGGCGGCCAAGGCCCAGUCGCGGGAAUUCUGACGCCAGCCAUUGUGAUUGGAGCCAAUGGACCAGGAGCUGGCAUUCCCGGCAGCAGCUCCAUAAGCACAAUGGUACCAAUCACUUCGCUGGCUCAGUACACGACGGCGCCGACAAUCAGGGGCGGCUAUAUCAUAAACACUGAAGGCAUGCCCAUGGGCAUGGGCAUGGGCAUGGGCAUGGGCAUGGGCAUGGGCGUUCUACAGCGUCAAACGAAUACGCCCACGCCGCCAGCCUCGCUGGCAGGAGGUUCGCCGGCGCAUCCUGCGUCACAGCAGCAUCAGUCGCCGCUAAGUAUGACGCCGCUCAGCCAUGUGCCCGGGCCAGCCAACUCCACGCUGCGCCGCUCCAAGCCGCCCAUGCUGCAGCCACAACUCUCCUACGACGGCACAGCCCCGCGCACCUUGUCCACCGGCGUUGCCGUCGGAUCACAGUUCUACUACGGAUGACAGAGCACGCUGGACUGCGAGCCCCAUGUGUACACCACAUCAGUGAGCGUCGCUGUCGCUCCUCCCAUUGUCAGCACUCAGGCGAGUAAGGACCUGCCCGGCCAUCAGUCGCUCGGAACCCUCGAGCGUGCAAAAGCUGUGCCCUAGCCACCCGGGCCCGGGGACACGGGCAUUUCUGUGCGAGGCAUCAACGACAAUACGAACAAAAUCCUAGCCAGCUCCUCACGUUUGCCACAGAACGAUGCGGAUGCAGACCAAGGAGUGCUCUCCUGCCCGGCGUUUUUGGAAUUUUGUGGAGAGAACUGAGGCGAGAAGGCGUGUUUUUUGUAUUUAAAUAUGGACGAGCUUCCGGUAACUGUAAAUACCUAAUGAAUGAAUGAAUUUCGAGAUUAUAGCCCAUA